Molecule: messenger RNA, 1322 nt
Organism: Lagopus leucura (white-tailed ptarmigan)
Lineage: Eukaryota; Metazoa; Chordata; Aves; Galliformes; Phasianidae
Product: 4-galactosyl-N-acetylglucosaminide 3-alpha-L-fucosyltransferase FUT6-like
Exons: 2
Coding region: 72-1178 (368 amino acids)
Cellular component (GO): membrane
Molecular function (GO): alpha-(1->3)-fucosyltransferase activity
Source: RefSeq, a predicted model, not a curated record
UUCUCCUCUGUUCCUGGUUGUGCCCUUCACUUCAGCUUCUCCCCUGCACUGUGCAGUUUCACACCAGGACCAUGCCUACAGAUCCAUUCACGGAGCUCUUGGAAGGGAGGAAGAUCUCUUGGAAGAAACUCCUCACCUUCCUCCUCUUCAGCUUCAUCUUCAGCUUCUGCCUCUUCGCUUCUCUUCGUCAGUUCAGGACUCCCGAGCCAGAGGAUUACAAUUCCUAUCUUUCCACAGAAAGAUUCCAAACUGGAAAUACCAGCACGCUGCCGAAGGGUGAGCGCAGGCUGACCAUCCUGCUGUGGACGUGGCCCUUCGGACACCGCUUUACUUUUAGCAACUGCUCGGAGCUCUUUGACACCCCGAACUGCCACUUCACCACCGACCGCAGCUGGUCCCAAAAGGCAGAUGCUGUGAUUAUGCAUCACAGGGAUGUGUAUAGGGACAGAGAGAGGCUGGCUCAGCUCCCCAGGCUCCCGUCCCAGCGCUGGAUCUGGUUCAACAUGGAGUCCCCAAGUCACUCUCCAAACUUAGGUGCCAUGAACCACCUCUUCAACCUGACUAUGUCGUACCGGAGAGACUCGGACAUCUUCACCCCCUAUGGGGAGCUGCAGCUGCUCAGCCAGCCCCAGCCCUUCAGCAUCCCACCCAAGACCAAGAUGGUGGCCUGGGUGGUCAGCAACUGGAGACCAAGCUCCCACCGGGUGAAGUACUACGAGGAGCUGAAGAAACACAUCCCCGUGGAUGUGUACGGACGGCAUCACUUGCCCCUGUCCAUGGACUUGCUCCAGCAAACUCUGUCCCAGUACAACUUCUACUUGGCCUUUGAGAACUCAGAGCACGAGGACUACAUCACUGAGAAGCUCUGGAAGAACGCCCUGUCCUCUGGCACCAUCCCUGUUGUUCUGGGGCCGCCUCGAGAAAACUACGAGCACUUCUUGCCCCCUGACUCCUUCAUCCACGUCGAUGACUUUGCCAGCGCCGGUGAACUGGCUCAGUACCUGCAGGAACUGAGCAACGACACCGAGAGGUACCAGCGCUACUUCCAGUGGCGCAAGUGGCUGAAACCUGUGCUGGGCAUUGGCUGGGCCAUGCAAGUCUGCAGAGCCUGUCACUUCCUGCAGAGGACAGAGGCCAGCUACCACGCUGUGCCCAACCUGUCCAAGUGGUUUGUAUAAAGCCUGUUUGCUCAGCUCUCUGCUGCGUUGUGAUCUUUUUGUCCUCGCUGGCUGGUUGCAGGUUUGAAGGCUGAUUGAAUGUGAUAGAGCCAGAAGGACGAGAGGAGCUUUGAAACAAGCAGUAAUGAAGAAGCGUUUUGGUGU